This is a messenger RNA of Pediculus humanus corporis (human body louse), 552 nucleotides long. RefSeq lists its product as uncharacterized. Lineage: Eukaryota; Metazoa; Arthropoda; Insecta; Psocodea; Pediculidae. The transcript is spliced from 3 exons. Bases 1 to 552 code for a protein of 183 amino acids. The record is from RefSeq and is a predicted model, not a curated record.
AUGAUAAUAAGUACCCGUGGUCCCGUCGGUAUACGAGAAGUACCUUUCGAAUUGUUUUCCGUUUCCAGACAAUUGGAUUUGAGGGAUAAACCCCUGGACUUCGAAUCUCAACCUUUUCCUCAUCAGUUACUACCCAAUUACACUCAAACUAUUUUGUUACCGAUAACGAUAAAAAAUAUAUCGGCGGAAGGAAGUCCGGAAUCGUCGAGAUGUACGACACCCGGCGUCGUACCUGAACCUAAAAUCGAUACUAAAAAUGAAGAUUAUAUAGAAGCACCAUCACCACCACAUCAAUCGAUUUAUAAUUAUUUAACGGUUUCCGUUUCCGUUUUUUUUUUUAAAAUAGCUCCUCUCGAAGAAAUUUUAAUGGAAGAAAAUGAAAAACCACAACCGGAAACGACAGUUUCGACACCGAGUCCUACGAAAACAAACGAACAAUCGGAUAAUAAAUCCGAAUUAUCGAUAGAAAAAUUAACGGAUAUGUUUACGGCAACAAGUCGAAAAAUAACUAAUACGUCAUCAGCGGGAAAAAAGGGAGGAUACGGAAAUUAA